CCGGCUGUUGCAGCCAUGGAGCAGCGGCUGCGAGCGCUGGAGCAGCUGGCGCGGGGCGAGGCCGGCCCCGGCCCCGGCCUCGACGGCCUCCUGGAUCUGCUGCUGGGGCUGCACCACGAGCUCAGCGGCGCCCCCCUGCGGCGGGAGCGGAACGUGGCGCAGUUCCUGAGUUGGGCCGGCCCCUUUGUCGAGAAGGUGCGAGAACUGCGGCUGCAGAGAGAAGACUUUGAAAUCUUAAAGGUCAUCGGCCGAGGGGCCUUCGGGGAGGUGGCCGUGGUACGGCAGAGGGAUAGCGGGGAGGUCUUCGCCAUGAAGAUGUUACACAAGUGGGAGAUGCUGAAGAGGGCUGAGACGGCCUGUUUCCGGGAGGAGAGGGACGUGCUCGUGAAGGGGGACAGCCGCUGGGUGACAGCCCUGCACUACGCCUUCCAGGACGAGGAAUACCUGUACCUGGUCAUGGAUUACUACCCAGGCGGGGACCUUCUCACCCUGCUGAGCCGCUUCGAGGACCGUUUGCCACCUGAGCUGGCACAGUUCUACCUGGCCGAGAUGGUGCUCGCCAUCCACUCGCUACACCAGCUGGGUUACGUGCACAGGGACAUCAAGCCAGACAAUGUCCUACUGGACAAGAACGGGCACAUUCGCCUGGCUGACUUUGGCUCCUGCCUGCGUCUCAACACCAGUGGCAUGGUGGAUUCAUCAGUGGCCGUGGGGACGCCCGACUACAUCUCCCCCGAGAUCCUGCAGGCGAUGGAGGAGGGCAAAGGUCAUUACGGGCCUCAGUGUGAUUGGUGGUCUCUGGGAGUUUGUGCCUACGAGCUGCUCUUCGGAGAGACCCCCUUCUACGCUGAGUCCCUGGUGGAGACCUAUGGCAAGAUCAUGAACCAUGAGGAUCACCUCCAGUUUCCCCCUGAUGUGCCCGACGUUCCAGCCAGCGCCCAAGACCUCAUCCGCCAGCUGCUUUGCCACCAGGAGGAGCGGCUGGGCCGUGGGGGGCUGGACGACUUCCGGAAGCACCCCUUCUUUGAAGGCGUGGACUGGGAGCGGCUGGCCAGCAGCACGGCCCCCUACAUCCCCGAGCUGCAGGGACCCAUGGACACGUCCAACUUCGACGUAGACGAUGACACUGUCAGCCCUCCGGGGACCCUGCCACCACCGUCCCACGGCACCUUCUCGGGUCACCAACUCCCAUUUGUGGGAUUCACCUAUACCUCCGCUAGCCUGGGUUCCAGGAACAACUCGGUGCCACUGGAGCGGGAGAAGGCUGAGCCAAACUGCAGGCUUCAAGAGACCCUGCCAAGCCCCUCCGACCCCCAUGAGCUGGAGCGGCUCCAGAAGGAGGUGCAGAGGCUGCAAGACAGGCUGGCAGAGACGCUGACGGACAGCAAGACCCCUAGAAGGCAGAGUGAUCGGCCCCCCACGAGCAGCCCAGGCCAGGCCAGCGAUGAGCACCUGCGGCAGGAGCUGGCUGAGGUGCAGGCCCAGCUGCGGGCAUACAAGGAUGAGCUCCAUGGGGCUCACUGCCAGCAGGAGGAACUGCUCCAGGGAUUUCUGAAGGCGCAGGAGAGGGAAGCGGCUGCCACCAGCCGAGUGCAGGCCCUGAGCUCACAGCUGGAUGAGGCCCAGGAGGCCCGGAGGGAGCUGCAGGCCCAGGUGGCCAUGCUGAGUCGGGAAGUGACGAGACUCCAAAGGCAGCAGGAGCAGAGCCCUGAGAAGGAGUGUGCCCCAGUCCCAGUCAAGACCGUGCACACAGCCUCAGAGACUAAUGGAACAGGAGCGCCCCAGGAAGCUGAGCUGAGGCGGGAGCUGGCGGUGCUGCAGAUGCAACUGGAACAGGCCCGAGGCCAGGCGUCCCAUGGCAAGGAGGAGGCCCUGAGCCGGCUGCAGGAGGAGAACCGAAGGCUAAGCAGAGAGCAGGAACGGUUGGUUGAAGAACUGGAGCGGGAGCAGCAAAGCAAGCAGCGGUUGGAGGGUGAGCGGCAAGAGACGGAGAGCAACUGGGAGGCCCAGAUCGCAGACAUCCUCAGCUGGGUGAAUGACGAGAAGGUGUCCCGGGGCUAUCUGCAAGCCUUGGCCACCAAGAUGGCUGAGGAGCUGGAGUCGCUGAGGAAUGUGGGCACCCAGACGCUCCCUUCCCGGCCACUGGACCACCAAUGGAAAGCUCGGCGGCUGCAGAAGAUGGAGGCCUCAGCCCGGCUGGAGCUGCAGUCAGCGCUUGAAGCGGAGAUCCGGGCCAAGCAGGCAUUGCAAGAGCGGCUGACACGGGUGCAAGAGGCACAGAUGCAGAGUGAGAGCCGGUUGCAGGAGGCGGAGAAGCGGAACCAGGGCUUGCAGCAGGAGCUGGCAGCGCUGCGGGAAGAGCUGCGGAGCCGUGGAUCUGGGGACUCCAAACCCUUCAACUCCCUGAUUCCCUUCCUGACCUUCCGAAACUCUGAGAAGGACUCAGCAGAGAACUCCAAGUCAGGGCUGGAGCCAGAACUGAGGCCCGAGGGUCGCCGAAGCCUGCGCCUGGGGACUGUGCUGUCCAGAGGGUCAGCCAUCGCCACCACCCCAGCAGACGGUCAUGCUGCCACACCCGGCGCCCACUCGCUACGUGCCCGGAGUUUCCCAGCACCCACCAAGUGUCUGCGCUGCACGUCACUGAUGCUGGGCCUGGCCCGCCAGGGUCUGGGCUGUGACACCUGUGGCUACUUCUGUCACUGGGCUUGUGCUUCCCAGGCACCCCCCUGCCCUGUGGCCCCCGACCUCCUCCGCACAGGCCUGGGAGUGCACCCCGAAACGGGCACAGGCACAGCUUAUGAGGGCUUCCUGUCGGUGCCACGGCCCUCGGGGGUACGCCGGGGCUGGCAGCGGGUGUUUGCGGCCCUCAGCGACUCACGCCUGCUGCUAUUUGACGCUCCUGACCCACGGCUCAGCCCGGCCAGUGGUGCCCUCCUGCAGACGCUGGAUUUGAGGGACCCUCAGUUCUCCGCCACCCCAGUCCUGGCCUCUGACGUCAUCCACGCCCAAUCCAAGGACCUGCCACGCAUCUUCAGGGUGACGGCCUCGCAGCUGACUGUGCCCCCGGCCACAUGUGCAGUGCUGCUGCUGGCCGAAAGCAAGCGGGAACGGGAGCGCUGGCUGCAGGCGCUGGGGGAGCUUCGGCGGCUGCUGCAGGAUGCCAGGCCCCGGCCCCGGCCCGUGUACGUGCUCAAGGAGGCUUAUGACAACGGACUCCCUCUGCUGCAGCAGGCGCUGUGCACCGCAGUCCUCGACCAAGACCGGCUUGCCCUGGGCACUGAGGACGGCCUCUUCGUCAUCCACCUGCGCAGCAAUGACAUCUUCCAGGUGGGUGAGUGCCGGCGGGUGCAGCGGCUGGCUGUGAGCUCCGCCUCGGGCCUCCUGGCGGUGCUAUGUGGCCGUGGCCCCAGCGUGCGGCUCUUUGCCCUAGCCGAGCUGGAGAGCAUGGAUGCUGCAGGCUCCAAGAUCCCCGAGUCUCGGGGCUGCCAGGCGCUGGUGGCCGGGACCAUCCUGCAGGCCCGCACCCCUGUGCUCUGCGUGGCCAUCAAGCGCCAGGUGCUGUGCUACCAGCUGGGACCCGGGCCCGGGCCCUGGCAGCAUCGCAUCCGUGAGCUGCAGGCAUCAGCGUCGGUGCACAGCCUCGGGCUGCUGGGAGAUCGGCUGUGUGUGGGCGCAGCUGGCACUUUCACCCUCUACCCGCUUCUCAAUGAGGCCGCACCCACGGUCCUGGGGGCCGGGCUGGUGCCCGAGGAACUGCCCCCGGCCCGUGGGGGCCUGGGCGAGGCACUGGGCGCCGUGGAGCUCAGCCUGAGCGAGUUCCUGCUGCUCUUCACCACUGCUGGGGUCUACGUGGACAGCACCGGCCGAAGGUCUCGCCUCCAUGAACUGACAUGGCCAGCAGUGCCCACAGGCUGGGGCUAUGCAGUACCCUACCUGACCGUGUUCAGCGAGAAUGCCAUCGACGUGUUUGAUGUGAGGCGAGCAGAAUGGGUCCAGACUGUGCCCCUCAAGAAGGUGCGACCCCUGAACCCAGAGGGCUCCCUCUUCCUCUAUGGCACAGAGAAGGUCCGCCUGACCUACCUCCGGAACCAGCUGGCAGAGAAGGACGAGUUCCACAUCCCCGAUCUCACUGACAACAGCCGGCGCCAGCUGUUCCGCACCAAGAGCAAGCGUCGCUUCUCGUUCCGCGUGUCGGAGGAGCUUCGACAGCAGCAGCGCAGGGAGAUGCUGAAGGACCCGUUUGUUCGCUCCAAGCUCAUCUCAUCACCCACCAACUUUAACCACCUGGUGCAUGUGGGCCCUACUGAUGGGAAACCCCUGGCCACGGCUUCCGAAGAGAAGGGCCGAGGUGGCCGCAGUGCAGGCCCACAGCGACCCCACAGCUUCUCCGAGACCCCGCGGCGCCCAGCUUCCAUGGGCAGUGAAGGGCUCAUGGCGGGCGCAGACUCCAUGAAACGGAAGCCUUGGACGUCUCUGUCCAGUGAAUCUGUGUCUUGCCCUCAGGGAUCCUUGAGCCCUGCAGCCUCUCUGAUGAAGGUCUCUGAGAGGCCCCGGAGCCUCCCCCCGGCCCCUGAAUCUGAGAGCUCCCCUUGAUAGGCUCUAUAGGGCCCACUCCAAACCUGAGAGAAAGAGACCGGAAGGAGCAGAGAGCAUGAGGGAGACCAGAAUCCGGCUGGUCCGGAACGAGUGGAAAUCCGGACUCAGGGAGGACAUAGGAGGGGGAGAAGGACCUGGGGUCCUAAACUUGGACACCCAGUCCCCUUCCUGUCCUUUCCCUCUGUUCAGCCUUAACCUGUGAUUGCUGCUGGGGUCCGAAUAUACCCCUACUUCGCCCGGGUACCUGAGCGGGUGCGGGGAGGCCCGCUGUGCCAAAGCUCCCAUUUCCAGUGCCAAGUCUCAGGAGGCCUGUAAGAGGAUUGGGGUGCUGGGUGGAGAAAGACAGGGUGGGGGAGUCGGGGUCCUGGUUGAGGACUUUUGAGCCCCCAGAGUUAGGCUGAGUCAGGGCCAGGGCGGGAAGCCCUGAUCCCUGAUCCUGGGGGUUGGAGGAGCCAGGGGGGAAAGGAAGGUGAGAAUGUCGGGUUGAAGAAGGGAAGUGAAUGAAGGGAGAGAGAUGGAAGGAGGCGAAAGGAGGAAGAGGAAGAGGAGAAGUAGGAGGAGGAAGAGAAGAAGGACGAAAGGAACAUGGGGGGAACCAUGAAGAAGAGAAGAGAAUUGGGGGGAUGGAAGAGGGCACUGGGAAUAGUUGGUAGGAGAACGAGGUCACAGCCAAUGGCCAUUCUCCAUCUGCCAAGGACAGGGAUGGGGCGGGACACGAGGGUAUUUAUAAGGGCUACCUGUGGGGAGACGGGCACCCCUGGAUGGUCUCCAGGCACAUUCAGGCUUCCCAGAAAUGGGGGUGUCCUUUUCUCUCAAAGCUUCAACCAACUGUGUAUUAGGGAAUCUUAGGGGACAUUUUAUUAUUGAUCACAUUAUUAUGUUAUUAUAUUACUAUUUUUAUUAAACUUCCCCUACUGGUAUGUGGGGGGCCUAAA
Suncus etruscus (white-toothed pygmy shrew) is the source of this 5531-nucleotide messenger RNA. It is a transcript of the gene CDC42BPG, whose product is annotated as CDC42 binding protein kinase gamma. The coding region runs from base 16 to 4593 and encodes 1525 amino acids. NCBI's taxonomy places the organism in Eukaryota, Metazoa, Chordata, Mammalia, Eulipotyphla, Soricidae. Gene Ontology annotation, molecular function: protein serine/threonine kinase activity; ATP binding. Gene Ontology annotation, biological process: actomyosin structure organization; peptidyl-threonine phosphorylation. Gene Ontology annotation, cellular component: cytoplasm; cytoskeleton. The transcript has 37 exons. The record is from RefSeq and is a predicted model, not a curated record.